AUGUCAGAGAAAUUGCCUUAGAUUCAUAAGGUGAAUAAAAGUGACAUACAAAGUCCAUUUCGUUAUCCGUCUGACGAAGAAGUGUUUUUGUUUAGAGAAUAGGAUCGCAAAAAGUAGGAAGCUUAAAACCAUGGGGAAAUGCAUAUAUGGGAUAAGAAAACUGCUACGAAUAGAACUUAGUUAAAGCAUUUCAAAGUAUAGAUGUUACAUUACUUUUAGUCAUAUGAAACUUAAAUUGAUGACAAAUUUAAAUCGAAAACUGCUUAUAAUGAUAAAGAUAAGAAAGUAAUAAAUGAGGCAUUGUAAAUCAUCUAAGAAAGAAAGAAACAAAGAGCCAAGGGAGUGUCGAAGGAACCCAUUGUGACACUCUUGGAAUAGAAGAAGGAAAUGUUUUUAGUAUCAAAGGCUCACGGAAUAAUUGAAGAGGAGAUCGGCAAGUUAAAGUUGAUGUCGAAGGAGAAGAAGGAGGCGUUGGAAUAGAGUUUGAAAAUGUUGGAAACUGAUAAUGAGAAUUUCUAAAAGUACUUGGAUACAAAUAAAUAACAAAAAUUAGAUGCAGAAUAGAAAGCAGAUUAGGAGGUGAAGGAGAAGAAGGCAAAGGAAUCUGAGAUCAAAUCUAUUAAUAUUAAGAUAACAAGUUUAAGAGCAGAGAAAACGAGGAAUGAGGAAGCUGUUAAUAAUUAUAUGGAUCAUAAGAAAUUUUUGGAUAAGUUAGCUCCAAAAGAGUGGCAUGAUGCAAAGGAGAAGAAACGUUAACAAUUAGUGAAUAGAUUGAAGGAGGAAUUAAUUAAAAUCAAGGGACUAACAGAUAAACAAUUUUAAUAGAUGGUAGAUAACAAAAAGCUAGAUGAAUUGGAGGAAUUCGAAGAUGAAUAUGAAAUGUAUUUUAAAUAACCAUCAUAAUUGGUGGAGAUAUUUAAUGACUUGGAAGAAAGGAACUUAUUUUUAAUUUAAACUACUCAAGAUGCUGAGUAAAACUUAGAAGAAUUGAAAACUAAAUUUAAUAAAAUAAAAAAGUCCCUUGAUGACAAAGUAUUUACAUUACAAUAGAACAAGGAGCAAUUGAAAAAGAAUUACGAAAAUGUGUGUUAACAAAUUAAGACAUUGUAAUUAAAAGGAACAGAGAAGAAUGCUAAAAAAGAUCAUAAAGAACUCAGAAAAUAAAUAAUUGAAGUUUGCGAAAACUUUCCUAAUGAAAUAUAGGGAGUUCAUGAUUUAUAAAACAAAGAGACUUUGGAUAUCUUGGUUCAGAUUGAAUUGCAUUUGGAGAGACAAUUGAAGCAGAUUCGUUCCUUUAGACCAGAUAGAGUUGAAAACUUUAGAUAAGAAUGUGAAAGAGAUUGGAAGGUUAAAUAGAGGGAUUCAAAUAACUUAAAGUUAAAGCAGGAGGAGGAGAGGAGAAUCAAAGCGAAUCAAGAAAAGAUUAUGUAACCCAGUAAGAAGAAAACUGGAAGACAGCCUAUGUUUAGAUCUAAACCAUUUGAUAGAGUUAUAGUCUAGUAGGAGGAGAGUGUCAAUAAUGAGGAAUUGGAAGAUUAAAAAUACUUCAUGGAAUGA
This is a messenger RNA of Paramecium tetraurelia, 1557 nucleotides long. RefSeq lists its product as uncharacterized. Lineage: Eukaryota; Ciliophora; Oligohymenophorea; Peniculida; Parameciidae. The transcript is spliced from 4 exons. The record is from RefSeq and is a predicted model, not a curated record.